CAGAGAGAGUUACAGAAAGGGGGAAGGGGAGAGUUGAGUAAUAGGAGGGUGUGGUUAUCUUCCAGAGGGGAAACGAUAAGCAGAGUUAGCUUGGUGGAACUCACUACACUCUUUCACUUGCUCCCACACACACUUUGCAUAUACAAAUACACACAUACAAACUCCAAAACUUACUCAAUCUCACUCUGACCUGACGAAGAGAAGAGAGUGGGAACAGCAAGUCUGAGAGAGCAACCGCGUGCCAGCACAGAGAAACAAGAGAGUGAGGGAACAGCAAGUCUGAGAGAGCAACUGCGUGCCAGCACAGAGAAACAAGAGAAGCACAGAGAAACAAGAGAGUGAGGGAACAGCAAGUCUGAGAGAGCAACCGCAUGCCAGCACAGAGAAACAAGAGAGAGUGGGAACAGCAAGUCUGAGAGAGCAACCGCGUGCCAGCACAGAGAAACAAGAGAGUGAGGGAACAGCAAGUUUGAGAGAGCAACCGGGUGCCAGCACAGAGAAACAAGAGAGUGAGGGAACAGCAAGUCUGAGAGAGCAACCGGGUGCCAGCACAGAGAAACAAGAGAGUGAGGGAACAGCAAGUCUGAGAGAGCAACCGGGUGCCAGCACAGAGAAACAAGAGAGUGAGGGAACAGCAAAAAAGGAAAUUGGACAUGAAAGACAAAGUGAAGAGAGGAGGAGCAGGAGAUCAGGGAACGUCAGAUACACUCACACUGACCAUUGGGAAAACAGCUGCUGGUAUGAAGGAGGAAGAAAACCCAUCAUUCCUUGUGAAGAUCCAGGGGGCGGGAGUGGAACCAUUUGAGCUGCAGGUCCAUGGUUUCUGGCUGGUUCAGGAGGCUGUGAUGGCAGUGUUGGGGAGAGAGGAGGUGUUUCCUCGCUCCAGCCUCUCAUUGGCCCUCUCCGGGAUGACCCUUGACCCCUUGACAGAGCUGCAGAGCCUGAAGAACCUCAAACCAGGAGCCACGCUCCGCCUGAUGGAGGAGCCAUACUCCCCCAGGUCUGCAAGGGUUCAUCUGGCUCGUGUGCUGGAGCUGCUGAGAGCUGUUGGACCAAACGAUGCUCUGAUGGAAGGACGAUCACCUAGCCUACUGGACUCACUGACACACACACACUCUACAGACUCUUCUGUCCAAACCAAUGGGAAAAGCCUGAAACGCUCGUCCAGCAACACAAAGACUGACCCGGCCAAUCAGGAUGGAGCUCCUCCUGAGUACCUCCUCCCUGGAGCCGCAGAGAGACCACUACUGGCCAUGCUGCCUCACAACACUCAGCCAGAGGUUCCCAGUUUUCUGCAGGACCUGUCACUCAGCUGUUGGAACCCGCCCCCUGGGCACAGAAAGCUGCAAGGGGACUUCCUGUACAUCACUGUAGUGACCCUAGAGAGUCGCAAGUGUGACAUCACAUCCUGUCCACGAGGAUUCUUCCUGAAUAGGUCUACAGUAGAGGUGUUUGAUCCUCGGCCAACCUCGUCCUCUCCAGUCAGUCACUGCCUCACUGACCUGCUCUCUCAUAUCAGUCCUGCCUUCAAACAGGCUCUCGCCACUCUCAGAGCCAGGCCCCAACUGCCCCCAGUAGAAAUGAUGCUGACUCCCUACCGUACACUGAGCUGGCUGGGUCCCCCAUCAGCCUCCCACUCCCACAGAAAUCCUCUCAGUAGGCUGGGACUGGAUCAACACUCUGGAGCACAGGCUCCAGACUGGAACGAGGAGCUGCAGGCAGCCAGAGAUCUGCCUCAGGGCAGUCAGGAGGAGAGACUACAGAGAGACAGAGCUCUACUACAGGUGAACAGUGCGUUUGUGUGGGCGGUGGCCCAGGGUGCGGAGACUGUUAUUGACGGCUGUGUAGAGCCAAUCAGUGGAGGCCCUGAUGACCCCGCCUUCCUGUGGGGCGGGCUGUUCCUGAGCCAGGGAGGAGCAGGGAUGGCAUUAGGGGGCGAGAGGGGACGCAGGGUGGCCCAGAGGCUGGAGCUGAGAGGUGUACAGUCCUACAGUGACCUGGAGGGGGUGCUCCAGGGCCUCCACACCCUGCCCACCGCCACCGUGGACUACAGGGGGAUACGUCUGUCUGCCCAAGGCCUGGCCCCUGGCCUGGAGGGCCCAGAGCAGGACCAGGGCCCCUCUGCUCCUACCAGGGGUAUUCUGUACGGGGUGGGUGCUGGGCCCCAGGAGUCCCCCCACCGACGCUGUCUCUUGGAGCUGCUGGCUCAGGCUGCUAAAGGCCUCAGCCUGCAGAGACACGCUGUAGUGGGGCCCAACGGCCACCAGGUGCCUCUGUUCACCGCACUUGACGCCCAGGGGCUGCUUGGGGCUGAUGGGAGGUUCUACCUGCUGGACCUCUUCAGGAGCCUGCCGGCCGAUGCCAACUACUGCCCUGCGGGAGGGAGGCAGAGGGAGGAAGUGGAGAAGAAGGAGGGGUCAUGGGAGGAGGGCUGGCCAGAGCAGUACCAGAGCACUUCAGGUCUGCCCAGGAAGUUCCCUCAUGGCCUCUGCAGGCUAAGACCAGAGCUGCUGCAGGCAUUCAUCCAGGACAAACAGUCCCAGUUCACUCGCCGCUGCAAAGAAAGGAUGGAAGAGAAUGGAGGCGUGGAGGAGUGUGUAAAAGCAGGUGACCAUCGAGGUACAGAUGCAGUGAGAGGUGCUUGUAAAGAUGUGGGAUCAGUCAGUGACAUCAUCUUUGAGAUGCGCUUCAACCCCAGCGUGUUCUCCUCGGACGUGACGUUCCCCAAGAGUGACCAUGAGGCCGUGAGGCUGCAGGAGAGGCUACUUAGAGAGGCUGCAGCCUCCAUCAUCACACAACAGAUACCUGCCAUCGUGGAGGCAUGCCUGCAGGGCAGUGAGAUGCCUCUAGAUGGAGCUACGCUGAAGCAGGCGCUACACCAGAAAGGCAUCAACCUCCGCUACCUCGGCCAACUGACCAAGGCCAUCAGCCAAUCAGAACACAAGGAGCGGCUUAGACAUAUAAUGAGGCUAGCUGUUGGAGAGAUUGUGGUUCGUUCUUCCAGAAGGAUCUUCAACAACUUCCUGCAGGGUGUGGAGGUGUCAAGUCUCUCUGCAGCUGUCAGUCACUUCCUCUGCUGCCUAUUGGUUGCCCUUUACAGCACUGCCCCCACAGGGGAGGAGCCUAAGAAGAGGUCCAGGAGGCGGGGUCGUGGGGGAGGAGCUUCAGACAGCACUGCCUGGAGUGCGCUCAGUGGAGCGGAGCUCUGGAUCCUGAUUGGCCAGGACGCAGCAGAGACCUAUGACAUCACUCAUGGCCUAGGUUCCACUGCUGACCAACUAGUAGAGACGUAUGGGCUGCAGAAGGUCUCCCUGCUUAGAGAGUUCUGUUUGAAGACUGGAUUACAGCUGCGACUGAGAGAGUACUUCUUCGACAACCGAACUAAGGCUCCCAUUGGUCCAGACGACGUGCUCAACAUUUUUCCUGUUGUCAAGCAUGUCACCAUGACAACACACGAUGCCUCGCGAGCGUUCCGAGCUGCUCAGAGUAGCGUUCAGAAAGGCAUGAUGGAGCAGGCUUAUGAGCGUCUGAAGGAGGCAGCGUAUCUGUUUGGUCGUGUGUGUGACGACCUGAACGCGGAGGCCUGCUCCUGUCUAAGCCUGAUGGCCAGAGUGGCUUACUUACAGGGCCAGCCCACAGAGGCCCGCAGUGUUCAGCUCAAGGCUGUGGUCAUUAGUGAGAGAGUCCUGGGCUUUGACCACCCCAACACUAUCCAACAAUAUGCUCUGUUGGCGGUGUAUGUGUUCGCUGGAGGAGAGUCUGCUCUAGCUCAGAGGUGUCUGUUCAGAGCCCGUCUCCUGAUGCUCACAGUCCAUGGAGAGGACCACCCCUACACCGCUACACUGGACAGCUGUCUAGGUUUGGUGUUGCAGAGCGAACAAGCAGGGCAGUUCCUACAGAACGCACUCAAAAUCAACACUUCCUUCUUUGGCCCCACUGACGUGCACACUGCUCUCAGUCAGCAUCUGUUGUCCCAGUGGAUGUGUGGAGUGGGAGACUAUCGUUCUGCCAUGAACCACGAGAAAGAAGCUCUGUCUGCCUUCACCAGCCUGUAUGGUGAGGACCACCCCCAGAGACGUUGCAGCUAUGAGUUCCUGCGUUCCAUUACCCAGCAAGCAGUGCGUGUGGAACGCUCUCUGAGGCAAGGCGGGAACCCGCUCACAGCUGAGGGGCAGUCUCUGUCUCCCUCAGCUGAGACCACUCUGGAGCAGCUGGCCCUGGUCACAGGCAUCAGGACACCAAGCCACAGUGACAGGCUCCUGGAGUUCAAACAGAAGCUGAUGGAACAGAGAGAGGCAGAGGAGGCCGCUAAUGCCAAACCAGACAACACACACACAAAAACAGUGAACGGAAAGGAAGUGAAGACCCCUGAAAGAGAGGAAGAGGAGGAUGGGGUAGUCCAGGAGACCACCAGUGAGGAGCUCCCAGAAGAGGUAGAUCCAGAGAAGAACACAGCCGACAAACAGACAGUGGACGGCCAUCAACUGGAGGCCAAUGACUGGUCCGUAGAUGUGGGAUCAGUAGUAACAAGCAUAGUAGAGGGGUCAGCAGCAGAGAGUAAAGCAGUAGAGAAUGGAGCUGUAGUAGAAUCCAGUGAAAGAGAUGGAGAUGAAGACAGAGCUGCCCCAGAGGCUGAGCAGCACACAGGGACAGAGGAUGGAGAGGCAAACCUGAUGGCUACAGAGGAAAUGCAAACUGAGCCAGUCAGAGACUGUUUAGAGGACAGUCAGAGUCUGAGACAAAAUGGAGGUUUAGAAUCAGAGGGAAACCAAUCAGACAACGAUGUGGAGGUAGCCAAUGAGAAGCCAGCGUCAGAUAAGGUCAGCGGUGUGAACGGAACGCAAAGCACCAGCAAUGACCAAGCCUCAGGAGGUCUUUGCGAACAGGGACUCCUCGACGACCAUCAGCCAAACAAAAUAAACACUGGUCACAGCAGAGGGCAAGAUGCUAGCUAAUGGAACAGUGGUGUCAGAGUGAAGACAGAGAGGGAGGGUCCAUCAUAAGAGCCUAGUGGUUAGAGCAUUGGACUAGUAAGCGGAAGGUUGUAAGAUCAAAUCCCCUAGCUGACAAGGUAAAAAUCAGUCGUUCUGCCCCUGAACAAGGCAGUUAACCCACCGUUCCUAAUAAUUUGUUCUUAACUGACUUGCCUAGUUCAAUAAAGGAAAAAAUAAUCAUAAUUAAAAAGAGCAAAUGACCAUAGAGAGGAGUCAUAGGACAGACAGGCAGCUGCCAACAAGGUGGUAACUUAUUAACGGUGCUGUUGAUUCAGCUGGAUCAGAAUCUUUAGAGUAGAGAGCUGUGGAGGAUGAGAUGAAAAACAAAAGCAGAAAGAGAAUAUAGAAGUGUACCAUUUUCCUUGACCUGGUGGUUUCUUUAGGGAUACUGGGAGAGGGCUACACUUUGUGUUGCUUUUUUUCAAUAUUAAACAUUUUAGUCUUGACUGUUAAACAAACCAGUGUUUUUCUUACUGCUGUUGUCUAAUUUAGUUACAGAUAAAUCAAAUGUUAUAACAGCAUAAAACUGAAUGUUUACACGAACACAACUGAACCAAAAUAAUAAAUACAUUGGGAAAAAGAG
Molecule: messenger RNA, 5577 nt
Organism: Oncorhynchus keta (chum salmon)
Lineage: Eukaryota; Metazoa; Chordata; Actinopteri; Salmoniformes; Salmonidae
Product: clustered mitochondria protein homolog
Exons: 28
Coding region: 654-4955 (1433 amino acids)
Biological process (GO): intracellular distribution of mitochondria
Cellular component (GO): cytoplasm
Molecular function (GO): mRNA binding; protein binding
Source: RefSeq, a predicted model, not a curated record